UACGACAGCUGCAACUAUGGCCGGCCCUAGUAGGAAGCAGAUGUUGCGGUUCCUUUCCCAGUUAGGGGCGUUCAUUCUGACCCGGUUCGGGUUUUGGAACUGCUUUAGUAUGCUGAUGCUGUUUGCUGAAAGAGCGGACUCAAAAAGAAAGCCAGACAUCCAUGUACCGUACCUGUAUGUGGACAUGGGGGUGGCAGUUCUCUGCGCCAGCUUCAUGUCAUUUGGCGUGAAGAGGAGGUGGUUUGCUUUAGCUUCUGCCCUGCAGCUAACCGUUAGCACCUACGCAUCCUAUGUUGGAGAGCAGGUUUAUUAUGGCGAGUGGCUUAAGGUACGAAUGUACUCCAGAGCUCUGGCCAUCAUUGGAGGCUUUUUGAUUCUGGCCAGCGGCGCGGGGGAGAUAUACAGACAAAAAUCCCGCAGCAGAUCUCUGCAGUCCACUGGACAGAUUUUCCUUGGAAUCUAUCUAAUCUGCAUGGUGUACUCCCUGCAGCACAGCAAAGAGGACAGGCAAGCCUAUCUGAGCCAUAUUGUUGGAGGAGAGAUCACUCUGAUGCUGCUGGAGGUGCUGUUCGGUGUGCUCGCCUUGGCGUUCCUCUCGGGCUGGUACAUCCGCCUGGCCGCUCAGAUCCUCGCCACCGUCCUUCCUUUAGUGAUCCUGUUCAUCGACGGGAACAUUGGGUACUGGCACCACAAUAGCAAAGUGGAGUUCUGGAACCAGAUGAAGCUGAUUGGUCACAACGUGGGCAUUUUGGGCGCUUUGCUGAUCCUGGCUACUGAUGGUUAAAGCUUCAGGCCUUUAUGGACUUCUAGAGAUUUUGAUGUUUGCUCAAGGUGAGAUUAUUAUGGCCUUUUUUUGGUCCCAACCUGUACUUGAAGCUGCACUCGCAUGGUGACACCUCAGGACUCUCUGAGUGGAGCCAGUCGGACAUCCUGCUGGGAUUGUUUUUAUCCAUCUGAUAAUGUUGCUUUUCCAAGGAAACACACGUUUUGUUUUUGUUUGUUUACUAGCCAUUUCUUCGGAUUCAGGUUUACAUUUUUUAAGCGACACAACACUUGACAGUUUGCAGAAGAAGAAUGCAGGAAAUUUCACCCCAGUAAAAGUAUUCAGAACUUGGUUGGUAGCGCAUUUUUAAAACUUUCACAAAAAAAGGAAAAUGUUGUUGCACUGCUCUUUUUUAUUUGUUAAUAAACAUUUCAGAAGUGUGGGUUUAUACGUCUUAAAGAGACAUUUUUUUUUAUGUUCUUUGUGAAAUAUGAGUUACACAUUAUUUGUGGGGGUAAAAGUGUAUAGUUAUUUAAAAAUAAUGAAAUAUCCAUAAAAAUCCUUCAUUUGAUGGAAAUUUACUGAGAAAAGAGAAAGUUUACACCAGAGUCGCAUAUUGUUCAUAUUGUUGAAUUAAUUUUAUUUUGUUAUUAGACAUUUGAUUUGAUCAAACCGGUUGGACAAGAUAAAUCACCAAGCUGAUGCUUUAUAGGGUUAAAUAUAUUUUUUAAAGGCUUGAUUUUAUGAAAAGACUGUGGAAACAAGGGAAAUUUUUUAAAAAUAUUUUACUCAAGUACUGUCUUCUUUUGACUAAAGGUUGUAUAGAAUAUCGUUCUUAGGCUUAUUCUCCAGGUUAUUGGUGUGAUUAAACACGUUUUUUUGCAUUAUUGUAUCCAUAACAUUUAAUUUUUGAUUUUUUUUCCUAAAUGCCUUUGCUCUGGUAAAAGUAUAUAAUUGUUGGUUUUUUAUUGUUAAUGUGCUGCUGGAAAAAAAACUGCAUUGUUAAAUUUGAUCUGGGGCUUUAUUCAUGGAUUUCUUAAAUCAAAAAAGUAGAAUUUGAGGCAAAUGUGAAGAAAAUGUUUUCAAUUCUCUGUACUCAAACAAAAUGUCUUAUUUUACACAACAGCUCUAUAGUUUUUAUAUAAAUGCUAACAAUAAUAAUAGCAACUAAUAAUGUGGAAUAGGCUUCAUGAAAAUAUAUUAAAAAGGUAUUUUUAUUAUACUUAUGGGGACUGUUAAAUGUAAAUCUGCUGUCAUCUUUAUAAAAGUGAAAAUAAAUAUGAAAAUAAAUUACUAUCCUGUAAUCAAAAAGUCAAUUAUCAAUAAAGAGUGGUUUAGAUUAA
Molecule: messenger RNA, 2106 nt
Organism: Oryzias latipes (Japanese medaka)
Lineage: Eukaryota; Metazoa; Chordata; Actinopteri; Beloniformes; Adrianichthyidae
Gene: tmem101
Product: transmembrane protein 101
Biological process (GO): positive regulation of canonical NF-kappaB signal transduction
Source: RefSeq, a predicted model, not a curated record